Messenger RNA from Scutellospora calospora, 954 nucleotides. The record is from the annotation of a GenBank genome assembly. Lineage: Eukaryota; Fungi; Glomeromycota; Glomeromycetes; Diversisporales; Gigasporaceae.
AUGUCAUAUUCUGUUAAACAAAAAGUUGAAUUAGCAGCAGAAGCUGCUCGAAAUAUUAAAGAUGAUAUUGCUGAAGCUGUAAAAGAUGCUCUACCUGAAAUAUUAAAUGAAGCACUCAAAGGUAUCAAUAUUGGUGAUGAUAUUAAACAAACAAUAAAUGAAGAAGCAGCAAAAUUAUUUUUUUUUUUAAAAAAAAAAAUGACUCUUCGUUUACGUUUAAGAAAUUGGCAAAAUAGAUAUGGAACAGUUAUUCAACAACAACAAAACAUAAACAGAAGUAUCAAUUAUUAUAAUACUGUUGGAAGAUUUCAAAAAAACCAUCAACAGUUAUUAAAUGAAAUAAACAAAUUACGCAAAGAUCUUGAUAAUGCUAAAAAAGAAGCAAAAGAAGCAAAUCAAAAAUAUCUUGAAGAAAAAGAAAAACUAGAAAAAGAAAAAGAACUUCAUGCUGAUACAAAAAAACAAUUAAAAGAGGCUGAAGAUGAACAACUUAAACAGAAUCAUAAGAUUGAAAUCGAUCAACUAAAACAACAAAUUAAAGAUAAAGAUGAAGAGAUUAAAAAAUUAAAAAAUGAACGUGAUAAAUAUAAGAUGAUGUAUGAAACUCAAAAAAAAAUUAUUAAAAAUUUAAAGAAAGAUAAAAAAGAAUUAAAUGAACUUUACGAACAAAGUAAAAAAAAUAAUGUGGAUUAUGAAUCUGUGAAGAACCAGUUAGAAACUGUUAAAAAAGAUAAAGAAAAACUCGAAAAAGAAAAUGAAGAACUAAAAAGUAAGAUGGAAGAAAAAGAAAAAAAGAUUGAUAACAUAAAUGAUAACGUUAGGGAAAUUUUUAAUGUAGUUAAGGAUUUACCUCCUACAUUAUUACGUGAUAUAGUCAAAGAGAUGGAAAAAAAUAAUCCUGAAACAGUCGAUAUCAAAGAUCAAAUAAAAAGAUUACAACAAAUAGCUAGAUAA